AACCAAUCCCGUACAGCAACGUAGUGUUACUGCGGAGACGUUUCAAAAUGGUGGACGUAAUGCGGAAGCACGCGUCUUUUCUUGUGAUUUUACAGAUUUAUAUAAAACUGGCAAUCUCUCAGAGUCAAGGUGCAUUUCAGUUAAAUGCAGACCAUGUGUUAGAUGCGUUAGACGGAAUUCAGGACUUCCUCGAGGGAAAGGGAGAAAACUGUAAGUUCACUUGUCCAAGAGGACAAAAACAGAUUCCCAAUCCCCACCACAAAGUGUCAUUUGAUGGUUGUGGAUCUCUGGGAAUCAAGGUGGAUACAGAUCACCUACCAGGUGUAACCAGCUGUUGCAAUAACCAUGACAUGUGUUAUGAUACCUGUAAUAAAGACAGGGAGGGCUGUGAUAGAGCUUUUGAGUCGUGCUUGGCUGAUAUAUGCAAGCUUUUUAAAAGGGAAAAGAUGGCAUUUGAAGGUUGCAAGGUGACUACACAACUUUUAGCAGCUGGUGCAUCAUCCAUGGGAUGUCGUUCUUAUAGAAAUGCACAGGCCAAAGCCUGUCUCUGCGUGCCUCUAGAUUACCAUGAAGAAAAAAGGAAAGAAGAAUUAUGAUGAAAAACAUUGAUAUCUGUACAUGUAACAGAAUUUUGUGUGAGAUGUAUUAAAAGGAAAAGUGAUUUUUGUUGACUGAACAAAUGAUGUCUAUUUGUUAUAUUCAGUUACUGUAUUAUUGUUAAAACGGUCAAUGGAAAGUCCUGUUGAGAUGCUCGUUUUGUAUCAUUGUGAAAUCUUGUCUUAAGGUAAAGAAUCAAUGUCCAAACUUAACAACUAUUUAUAUUAAGAAGAAGACAUGCUCCCUUGCCAUUAUUGAUUGAUAGAUUAUUUAUUAUUUAACAAACACAAAGAAAAUAUUUAUAAACAAGUGGAGUAGAAAUAUUUUAUGGACUUAAAUAUAAAUUGCAUGUAUGUUUGUGUGACUUCUAAGUUACCAGUAGUCUGAAAUGACUUCCUGAUAAAUUAGCAGUAAGCCCAAAUGUUAAUUAUAAAUUGAGAACAAAUUUCAUACAAAGAUUUUUAUUAGUAUUAUCACACUGUUAAAGAUGAUAAAGCAUAGAAUACUUUAGCUUUACAGUAAUGACUCAAUCUUUUCAGUGGGAAAUGUUGUGAAUUUUACAGAAGCUGUAUUUUUUUGUCAUAAAAAUUUUAAAAAUAACAUUUGUAUUGGGUGGUUGUAACGAAACUGAAAAGCAGGCUACCCUUUAAUUCUAUUCUUAAUGGUAAAAGCACCACAAAUGCUAUAUAGAAAUAUAAUUAUAAUGAGUUAAUGAUCUAAAAGAUUGAUAAAUUUUGCCCAUGGAAAAGAUUGAGUCAUUACUGUAUUUAAUUUAUUGAUAAUUUAAUUUUGCUUCAACAUCCUGUGUUUGUCAUAUAAUAUAAUGUACUGCAGUGCCUAGUUCACCCCAACAUCAAAAGUCAAUGAAAUGCUGAAAUUCUGUACCCAAUCACCACUUAUGUUUAUACAGCUUGGUGUGUUAUAAGAAGCCUGUUCUUUGGAAAUGGUAACUUUAAAAGUUCAAAUAUUUCUAGUUGCCCCCUAUGUGAAGUUAUUUUUACAUGUAUUUAUUUAUUGCUGUAAACAGCUGUUUAUGUUUAUUCAUUGGUACAGAAUGCAAUAACAGAGAGAUUCUUUAGAUGCCAAUAUUCUGGUAGUACUCAAGAUAUUCUGUGCUGCCAGUCCUUUUUCAUAUUUAAAAUAUAAUUUUCCUAACUUUUUGUCCCUUGUCAGUGGGCUUUUUAAAUGUAUGGGUUUACAACUGAUCAAAUAAAAUGAUUAAGGUUUUUCUAGAUAGUGUUAUCACUUAUACCAGAUGAAAUUUAUCUUUUACCAGAUGCAUUCUUUUGUACAUAAAAAGUAUUUCUUUUAUGUGCUGUAUUCAUGAAGAAAUUCUCUCUCAAUAUACUUUUUUCAAACUCCCAGAUUAUUACUGUACAACUCACAGAAAAUGUAAGUUGUGCAUGCGCCUUUACUGAUUGCUUACAUAAGCCUUUACUGACUUUUAAAAAGUAUAAAUGAAACAUUAAUAUACUUAGAAAUAAAUUUUUUAAAAAUGUCAA
Messenger RNA from Lingula anatina, 2099 nucleotides. RefSeq names its product group XIIA secretory phospholipase A2. Gene Ontology annotation, biological process: phospholipid metabolic process; arachidonate secretion; lipid catabolic process. The record is from RefSeq and is a predicted model, not a curated record. Lineage: Eukaryota; Metazoa; Brachiopoda; Lingulata; Lingulida; Lingulidae. Gene Ontology annotation, cellular component: extracellular region. Gene Ontology annotation, molecular function: A2-type glycerophospholipase activity; calcium ion binding.